Messenger RNA from Populus nigra (black poplar), 2895 nucleotides. Its product is annotated as coronatine-insensitive protein 1. The record is from RefSeq and is a predicted model, not a curated record. NCBI's taxonomy places the organism in Eukaryota, Viridiplantae, Streptophyta, Magnoliopsida, Malpighiales, Salicaceae. Bases 811 to 2619 code for a protein of 602 amino acids. Gene Ontology annotation, biological process: SCF-dependent proteasomal ubiquitin-dependent protein catabolic process. The transcript has 3 exons. Gene Ontology annotation, cellular component: SCF ubiquitin ligase complex.
UUUGUAUCCGUCCAUCCAUCCGUCUCGCUCUAUUACAUACACACACAUUCGCAAGGCGUAUAAUAAUUUUUCUAAAUAAAUAAUAGUAGUAGCAGUACAGAAAUACAGAGCCCCUUAACUAGGGUGUGCUUGAUCCAUGAACCCACAAAUUUCUUUCUUUCUUUUCUCAUACAAGAAAAACUAAAAAACCGUCUCAACUGUCCUCCCGCCGUCGAUCACCACCUCCUAUUCUUUCUAAUUUUACUCUCUCGAUCUCUAUUUCUCCUGUUUAGCUUUCAUUUCUCUUUUGCUACCGCUCUCACCAACAGUAUCGAUGUUUUAUCGAUCUGAUGAACAGGUCAUGAUCCGAUCGGCUCGUUUUCCGUGCCGGAAUCGCUUAAAUCAGUAGCUGCUUUGCUCCGCAUCUCUCUAGAACCAUCGUCUAUCGAUUUUAGUAACUUAUCCUUUUUUGUCUCUCUUGUUUUUGUUAGUUUAGUGAGGAGCUUAACCGUAUUUGUUUCUAUAACAGGUUCGUUUGUUUCGUUCUCAGUUUUGCUACUUUGUUUUUUUUUUUUUCUAGCUCAAACUUCUUUUUUCAAAAAAUCUAUUGAAAAUCAAGUAUUUGAAGUGUUAAUCGAUUAAUUCUAAUAGAAAAUUUCCAAAUCCGUGAGGUCCUCUAUAAUAACUUCAUAUUUUCUUUUUUUUGUCCUUUUACCAUCUUUUAUUAUUCAGUUUUGUUUUUAUCAUUUUCAAGCUCAAAAUUUGUAAAUUACGAAUUCCUUUUAACAACUAAGUUUGCUUUCUUAUUGGCGUUCUUAAAAAAAAAAAUCAAUGGAAGAAAAUCACAAUAAAAAGAACAACUACUUAAAUUGUAGCGGAGGUGGUGGGGGGAUGUCCGACGUCGUAUUAGGGCUCGUGAUGCCGUACAUAAACGACCCGCGGGACCGCGACGCCGUUUCGUUAGUUUGCCGGAGAUGGUAUGAGCUAGAUGCGUUAACACGGAAGAACGUGACAAUAGCUUUUUGUUACAGUACAAGUCCAGAUCGAUUACGACGUCGUUUUAAUGACAUUGAAUCAUUAAAGCUAAAAGGGAAACCCCGGGCUGCUAUGUUUUUUAAUUUGAUACCGGAGGAUUGGGGAGGGUUUGUGACUCCAUGGGUUAAUGAAAUAGCGGAGAGUUUUAAUUGCUUGAAAUCGCUUCAUUUUAGAAGGAUGAUUGUUAAAGAUUCGGAUCUGGAGUUACUUGCUAGGUCCAGAGGGAGACUUUUGCAGGUUUUGAAGCUUGAUAAGUGCUCUGGGUUUUCCACGGAUGGCCUUUCGCACAUCGGUCGCUCUUGCAGGCAAUUGAGAACAUUAUUCUUGGAAGAGAGUGCAAUUGUUGAGAGAGAUGGUGACUGGCUCCAUGAGCUUGCUACGAACAAUACAGUUCUCGAGACUCUAAAUUUUUACAUGACAGAACUUACCAGAGUCAGAUCGGAAGACCUUGAGCUUCUUGCCAGGAACUGUCGUUCAUUAGUCUCUGUAAAGGUUAGCGACUGUGAAAUCUUGGAUCUUGUUGGUUUCUUUCAUGCUGCAUCUGCUUUAGAGGAAUUUUGUGGAGGUUCCUUCAAUGAGCCAGAUGAACCAGACAAAUACUCUGCUGUCAGAUUCCCCCCAAAAUUAUGCUGUUUGGGUCUUAGCUAUAUGGAGAAGAACGUAAUGUCAAUAGUGUUUCCUUUUGCAUCCCUGCUCAAAAAGCUGGAUCUCCUCUAUGCUUUUCUUGGCACGGAAGAUCAUUGUGUUUUAGUCCAAAGGUGCCCCAACUUAGAAGUUCUUGAGACAAGAAAUGUUAUUGGAGAUAGAGGGUUGGAAGCCCUUGCCCAGAGUUGUAAGCUACUAAAGAGGCUUCGAAUAGAGCGUGGUGCCGAUGAGCAGGGAAUGGAGGAUGUGGAUGGCCGAGUUUCACAUAGAGGAUUAAUUGCCUUGGCUCAAGGCUGCUUAGAACUCGAGUACAUCGCCGUUUAUGUUUCUGAUAUUACCAAUGCAGCUCUAGAACAUAUGGGCACAUACUCAAAGAACCUCAAUGAUUUCCGCCUGGUCUUGCUUGAGCAAGAAGAGAGGAUAACCGACCUGCCCCUUGACAAUGGAGUUCGAGCUCUAUUAAGGGGCUGUGAAAAGCUCCAAAGGUUCGGUCUGUAUCUCCGACCAGGGGGUUUGACUGAUGUGGGUCUUGGAUAUAUUGGACAGUACAGCAGACGAGUAAGAUGGAUGAUUCUAGGUAGUGUUGGGGAGUCUGAUGAAGGGCUUUUGGCGUUUUCCAGAGGCUGUCCUAGCCUGCAAAAACUUGAAAUGAGGGCCUGUUGCUUCAGUGAGAGUGCACUGGCUAGAGCUGCCUUGCAACUGACUUCUCUGAGGUACUUGUGGGUGCAUGGUUAUAGAGAGACCUCUACUGGUCAUCGUGAUCUCUUAACAAUGGUUCGCCCAUUUUGGAACAUCGAAUUGAUUCCUUCUAGAAAGGUUGAGUCGGUUAAUGAAGCUGGAGAAAGUAUUGUUUCCGAGAAUCCGGCCCACAUUCUUGCAUAUUACUCCCUUGCUGGACCAAGAACAGACUUCCCAGAUACUGUGAGACCACUGGAUCCAGCGAACAUAGUUGCUGCGUAGAGCUGUAUAUGAAGUUGAUGUCAUGUUCUUUUUAUUGCCACGUCCUGUUUAUAGAUUUAUCCAUCUUUUUACCAUUUGGGUAAGAGUGUUUCGGUUUAAUUUUAAAUUUCGAUUUUACUUAGACCGUUGUCCUGUAAUAAGUCUACGUUCUCAGCUGUAAUUUAGCACUUCCGCUCUAGGUACACUACUGUCUUUCUUCUGUCGUCUGUGGCAGUUAGCUUAACCUUUUGGUGACUUUGUAUUUCAUCUGCUUCAAUGUUGGAAAUGUUGCUAGAA